AUGCCGGCACCAGCUCUACCUAUCGAGAUGCUCGACCACAUCUUUUCCUACAUCCACCCAGACCAGUAUGUUGUAUCUCAACGGAACCAGUUGAUUCCGUGGCGCACAGGGUACAAUCUAUGCCUGGUGAACCAUAACUUCUAUUUCGCCGCCAGUGCAAGACUCUAUCACACCUUCAUCUAUGACGGCAGCUUCCAUGAAAGAAAUCGUCCAUGGAAGUUCCUCCGGACGAUAGUCGAGUCCCCAAGACUUGCGAAUCAAGUCCGGACGGUCGACAUCCAGCAUAUGCUAAAACAUAACGGUCCAAGAAGCCGCAACUUCGUCGGGGAUCUAGUCGAUGAUUACCUCGAAAUUGUUGGAAGAGCCGUCAUACAUGCAGGAUUUUCCGAGCUAGGUCUAGAUAAUAUCGUGGGCGUUUUCCGCAUAAAUAUUAGCACCCCACUCGCUGCGUUGAUCAUCGCGUGCCUCCCGAGGUUGAGAACACUCUACAUGAACUUUGCAGAUGAAGAUGCGUUUAUGGAGAUCCUUCUCUCCUACGCAGUCAAUGUUCCUUCUCGUUGGGUCUCGAACAAAUCUCGACCACAGGGUCCGAUUUUGCAGCAGCUAGAACGCCUGUUUGUCGCCUCAGAUGGGAAUUUCACGAGGGGCGGCUAUUCCCUCCAGAUUGACGAGAACCGGCCCUUCACGUUUCUCCCAAGCCUUCGCCAACUGACUUUGAUCAAAGCCAGAUUAGUGCCUGAUAUCUUGACGUGGUCCUCCCCGCCAUACAACGCGACGCUCCCUCCACACCUUACGAGACUCGCAAUCGACUUGGGCGAUUGUUCGCAGCUCAGUGAGCUUUGGUGCCUCCUCGAUUCUCUCCCCGGCCUCACUCAUCUGUCCCUAGAUUUCAGUGGCGUGCCUUCUUGGGUGCUUCGUUCGUACUCUAACGCCGUGCUCUGGAAGCGUCUGGCACGAUUUCAGGACACCCUUGAAGAACUGGACAUCUCAAUGGGCCCCAGUAGUACGUUCGGUGACCCGCCCAGAAGCUUUUCGCCAGGAUGUUCCCCAUUUUGCACCCCAGUGUGGCAGUUCCACAAGCUCAAGCGGCUAAGUAUUCAGCCGGAUAUCCUACUAGGGAACUGCAAGGACCACCCGGCACCAACCCAGCCCGUCGGCCAUUUGGCGGAUGGUCUCGAAAGGCUACUCCUAUACGGGUGGUUUUCCAUAUCCAACAAUAUGGAGACAAUGCUCGAAUGUAUCGCGAGAAUAAAACAUCCUCCAAGAAAGAUUUACGUAGUAAGCGCCGGCACCUACGACGUCCUACAAUUUGAAGCACAACAGCUCGAACACAGAUGCGCUGCCAGGGGAAUUCCGGUCAAGAUCACGAUCUACAACCAGAUCCCCUAUGGAAAUUACUGGGCCUCCUGA
This is a messenger RNA of Aspergillus campestris IBT 28561, 1410 nucleotides long. RefSeq lists its product as uncharacterized. The coding region runs from base 1 to 1410 and encodes 469 amino acids. The record is from RefSeq and is a predicted model, not a curated record. The transcript has 2 exons. NCBI's taxonomy places the organism in Eukaryota, Fungi, Ascomycota, Eurotiomycetes, Eurotiales, Aspergillaceae.